Messenger RNA from Linum tenue, 2168 nucleotides. The record is from the annotation of a GenBank genome assembly. Lineage: Eukaryota; Viridiplantae; Streptophyta; Magnoliopsida; Malpighiales; Linaceae.
UUUCAAUUCAAUUCUCGAGUAAAACUAUUUUCUUUAUCCCACUCUUCUCUCUGAAACUUCUGGCGACCUGACAAACUCGCAGCAAGCAAGCUGCGCAAUCGGAAUCUCAGUCUCCAGAUCGUUCAUGCAUUCUUGAUUCAGCUGUUGCAAGUGUGUUGCAGCGAGCGAAGAUUUUGGAGAACCAAAGCAACCCAUGGCUUCCGACCCUGAGCAGCCUUCCUUCUCUUCAAUCGGAAGGGUCGGGAAGUCUUCCGGCGAGAUUGAUGGUGCUGGUGUGGAUGAGCCUUUGCUGAAUGCCGGUCAGCACCAUAGCUCCGAGAGUUAUUCUGUGCUGGCUGCAAUUUUCCCGUUUCUGUUUCCUGCUUUGGGAGGACUGUUAUAUGGUUAUGAUAUUGGUUCCACCUCGAGCGCUACGAUAUCUAUUCAGUCAGCUAGCUUUAGUGGAAUUUCAUGGUACAACUUAAGUUCUGUGGAAGUUGGGCUCAUCACAAGUGGCUCAUUGUAUGGCGCACUCAUUGGAUCGAUAUUGGCCUUCAAUAUUGCAGACUUUCUUGGAAGAAGAAAGGAGUUGAUUCUGUCUGCUGUCUUGUAUCUUGUCGGGGCACUCAUAACAGCAGUAGCACCUAAUCUGGCCAUUUUGAUCAUUGGGCGUGUUUUAUUUGGUACUGGAAUAGGAUUGGCAAUGCAUGCUGCUCCUAUGUACAUUGCUGAGACAGCUCCGAGCCAGAUCCGUGGCCUACUAAUAUCUCUGAAAGAGUUUUUUAUUGUCCUCGGGAUGGUGGCUGGCUAUGUCGUUGGUAGUCUUCUGGUCGAGACUGUAGCUGGCUGGCGCUAUAUGUAUGGAGUCAGUACCCCUUUGGCAGUGAUCAUGGGGAUUGGGAUGUGGUGGCUAGCUGAAUCACCUAGAUGGCUCCUGCUGCGUGCAAUACAGGGUAAAGGUGAUGCACGAGAUUUGAAAGAUACAGCAAUAAAUUGUCUGUGCCGCCUUAGGGGUGAAGCUUUUGGAGAUACUGCUCCUGCACAAGUGGAAGAGAUCCUCAAUGAGCUUGCUUUUGUUGGAGAGGAGAAGGAAGUUACAUUUGGGGAAGUAUUCCAAGGAAAAUGCUUGAAGGCCUUGACGAUUGGCUGUGGACUGGUGUUGUUUCAACAGAUCACAGGGCAACCAAGUGUAUUAUAUUAUGCUGCAUCCAUUCUUCAGAGUGCAGGAUUUUCAGCAGCUUCUGAUGCCACCCGUGUCUCAAUUUUGCUUGGUUUAUUGAAGUUAAUUAUGACUGGGGUAGCAGUUCUUGCUGUUGAUAAACUUGGAAGGAGACCGUUGCUACUUGGUGGUGUUUCUGGAAUUGUAAGUGCCUUUCUGUGACGUUCUUAUAUAAGCAUCAUCUUCUCUAUUGCUUUGAGAUGGCGAACUGCACCCGCAGCAAAGAAACGUAAAGUUUAGGGAGCUUUAUUGUUUAACCAAGAACACUCGCAAAUGUCUAUUUUGUAUUUGUAUUUGUAUUUGUAGGUUGUCUCUUUGUUCCUUUUGGGAUCGUAUUACAUUUUCCUCAAUGAUGCACCCCUCAUGGCAGUAGGUGCUUUGCUGGUGUACGUGGGAUGCUAUCAGCUAUCCUUCGGGCCUAUUGGCUGGUUGAUGAUAUCAGAGAUUUUCCCUCUCCGCUUGAGAGGUCGAGGACUAGGAGUGGCUGUGCUGGUGAAUUUCGGAGCAAACGCCUUGGUGACUUUUGCCUUCUCCCCAUUGGAGGCAUGGCUCGGGGCUGGAACUUUGUUCUAUCUAUUCGGAGUGAUAGGUCUCGUGUCGCUCCUCUUCAUAUUCUUCGUCGUGCCGGAGACAAAGGGACUCACCCUCGAGGAGAUUGAGGCCAAAUGCUUGUAAGCUGUUCCAGUUGCAUGUUGUGCUAUCUACUAGGCUGAGUAAGGCAUAGCCGGUUCUUCCUUGUCUCCAAGGUGAGAUGUAAUAUAAAUGUAGUAUUGUUGUUGACUGGAAUCCAAGACACCACACUACUUUACCCUUUCCCCGCUGGUUGUCUUUCAAGGUGGGAAAAGAAGAGAAAAAUGUAAUAGUUAACAGUAAGGCCUCCCUGUUGUAGACACUGGACAUUUCCUUAUAACCCUUCGUUCAUCUAGGAUGCAAUUCCAAAAGCAAUCGAGAAUAUGAAUAAUUGGUAUUA